Phytophthora sojae is the source of this 1113-nucleotide messenger RNA. RefSeq lists its product as hypothetical. Lineage: Eukaryota; Oomycota; Peronosporomycetes; Peronosporales; Peronosporaceae. The transcript is spliced from 3 exons. The coding region runs from base 1 to 1113 and encodes 370 amino acids. The record is from RefSeq and is a predicted model, not a curated record.
AUGGCGCCGCUCCACUCCGCCGUGGAGGCCCGCGACGUGCCCGUAGUGGCGUACGAAGACCUGGUGGCCAAGAAGGACCUGUCCGCCGUCGUGGAGGAGGCGUUCGGCUACGAGGGCAUGGGCAUCCUCGUGGUCAGCGGCGUGCCCGAGCUCAGCGCCAAGCGGAGCGACCUGCUGCCGCUGGCUUUCGCCUUCGCCAACCUGCCGGAGGACGCCAAGGCCAAGUGCGAGCUGCCCGAGGCCUUCUACAGCUUCGGCUGGAGCCACGGCAAGGAGAACUUGCAGGGCAAGCCGGACUACGCCAAGGGGUCGUACUACAACAACCCCGAGGUGAACGACCUGGCCAAGGGGGACCAGCAGCUCAUCCACAAGUUCCCAUCCUUCUUCCACCCCAAUAUCUGGCCCAAAGAGCUGCCGGAGCUGGAGGCAGCCUUCAUGAAGCUGGGCCAGCUGAUCGUGGACACGGGAGUGCUAGUGGCCCACCAGUGCGACAAGCUGGUGGAGAGCAAGUGCCCGGGGUACGAGAAGGGCAAGCUGCACAGGAUCAUCAGUACGGGCAAGUGCUCUAAGGCCAGGUUGUUGCACUAUUUUGCGCUGUCGGAGGAGCAGAUUGCGGCGCAGAAUGAGGCGACGACGCUCGAGAAUUCCUUCGCCUGGUGUGGAUGGCACAACGACCACGGCGCGCUCACCGGACUGGUGCAGGCCAUGUUCAUGGACAGCACGGGCGCGACGGUGCCGAACCCGGACCCUCAAGCGGGGCUGUACGUGAAGAACCGUCGUGGUGAGAUCCUCAAGGCCAACAUCCCUCCGGGGCACUUGGUCUACCAGAUUGGCGAGACGUCGCAGAUCCUCUCGGGUGGCACGUUGCAGGCUACGCCGCAUGCUGUGAGGGGGCCGCAGGUCACGGGUGUCAACCGCGAGACUUUGGCUGUCUUCAUGCAGCCACUGCCGGACGAGCGGAUGGCGGUCCCCGAGGGAGACGGCUCCAAGGACCCUCUUGAAGCUGGGAAGACCGAGAACCUCCCCAAGGGCGUACCUCCGCUGCUCUCGCGCUGGCACAACGAUAUGAGUUACGACGAGUUCACGCAGGCCACCCUCAAGGCCUACUACUAA